GGUCCCCGGGGGCGCGCGCCCCGCCCCACCCCGCGCCCGCGCCCGCGCCCGGGUUCCCACGGCGUCCGCCCCCGCGCGCCCGGCGCCUCCCGCCCGCCCUCGUCGCCGCCCAGCCCGCCCAGGCCUCUCGCGAACAUGGCGCUUGUCCCCUGCCAGGUGCUGCGGGUGGCAAUCCUGCUCUCCUACUGCUCUAUCCUGUGCAACUACAAGGCCAUCGAAAUGCCCUCGCACCAGACCUACGGAGGGAGCUGGAAAUUCCUGACGUUCAUUGAUCUGUAUCCAGAAGAUAGAUGGCUGUCACCAGGACCGUCUUCCCAUUUGAUUGAACAACAGUGUUGGAGUUGUCUUGACAGAAAGCCUUAUUGGGUUGAUUGGCUUGUCAAUGAAGAUUGGCUUUGUCAAUUAUGUUAUGUAGCAGACAUUUUCCAUCUAUUGAAUGAGCUAAAUCUGCAGCCCUGAGGUUCUCAUACAUAUGUAUAUGAAGCAAGCAUUAUCACCCACAGAGUGCCAGAAAGCAUGUCCCUUUUUCAAGUGUUUACACUUAACUAUGUUAAGGAUGUUGGGAUGUAAUUUAAAAAUGUGUGCAUAGAUUUUCAGAAUUCUUUGAGGGGCUGUGUGAACAAAACUCCUUUUGGGACACUGCCUUAUCCCAUUUCUAAGUCAGAUCUUACUUAGAGCUGACCCAUUUGAAUGUUGCUAAGAAGCAAUACUGGGCCAAAAUACAAACUACAGAGAUGCUAUCAGAGCCAUAGGUACUAGAAACAGCCCUUAGCAUCACUCUUGCAGUAGACGCUGUGUUGUGGGAGCAAGGGCAGGGGUCAGCAGGUGAAUAGAGGUCGAAAUUGAGGGUGUUGGUUAACCUGAGAGAUGCCGGCUUCUCAUAAUUGGUAUUUCUUACUGUGCAUUAAAAAACAAGGCUCAGAAGAAACCUCUCAUAAUCUUUGUGUGACAUCAAACCAUAAUAGCGUCGUCAGCUUGAUAUGCUGCCAUACAAUUUAUCUUUUAGCAUUCAAUGAUUGGACUUGCCUGUUUUAAAUACCAAUCACCAUAAAGGACUUUUUUCUAUCCCAGAAGUCAGGCAGUAGAUUCAAAUGUGAAACAUUUACUUUGCUUCAUAUUUAGUUUCGGAUUGCACAGGACCUUUAGCCAGCCAUUUUAAUGUUUUGCUCUUUGGCUCCUGAUUGAAAUAUAAUAAAUAUAUUUAACCAAGAGUUCCUGUGAGAAAGUAUGUCUAACAUAUUUUCAUAAAAACAUUCAUGCAAAGUGUUAUUCUUAUUGUUUGAGAUUUAGAAUCUUUAGAGCUUAAGCACUGUACAGCUGUUAAAACAACCGUCCUGUCAAUCCUCAGUAAUGGCGUGAAAAGAUUAGGCUACUAUAAUUUAGCCAUUUUACUUUUCACUUUUAAUGUUAAAAAGACCGUAAACUUUAUUACCCAGUGCCUUGUACAAUAUUAAUGGGUCUAAGUUUAUUGGAACAAUUUUGCAAGAGGGUUUAGCUUUUUAAAAAUUUAAUGAGAAGGCCUUUUUUCUUGCCAACUUGGAAUGCAGGAGUCAUUUAUCCUGAUGGCCACAGUUGGAUUCCAUGUUCCAUGGCAUCAGUUUACCAGGAUGUGAGUCAGGAAUCUCAGGCUACAUGUAUCCAGGAGCAGAUGGUUAUGUGGCAGUGGCCAUUCUGGCUGUAUUCAUAUCUCUCUUUGGGUAUGAGGAACAUUCCAACGGAUUCAGAGCUCAUGUUCAAAAACUGAAAUGCACAUUGUUGCUACCAGUAAUCUUAUACUAUUAUUUUCCGAUGGUUUCUUUUACUAGUAUUGAGAAACUGUAAGAGAACUAAGGUGCUUUUGGAAAUUUGAAGUUAGUAAAUGGAAAAAGAACACUAUCUUGGUGUAGUAGGUAGAAUAAUGGGCCUCCAAAGAUGUUUACAUCUUCAUGCCAGGAACCCAUGAAUACAUUAGGUUACAUGGCAAAGAGAAUUAAGGUUGCAGAUGGAAUUAAGGUUGCAAAUCAACUGACCUUAUAGUAGGAAAAUUAUCCUGGGUUAUCCCAUUGGGCCCACUAUAAUUACAAGGGACCUUAAAAGGAAUAGAGAAACAGAAGACAAGAGACCAUUGGAGGAAGACGUGACUGGAAGAAAGUCACAGAGAGAUGCAACAACGCUGGCCUUGAAGAUGGAGGAUGAAGCCGGGAGCCAAGGGGUGUGAAAGGUGUCUAGAAGCUGGAAAGGACAAGAAAUGGCUUUCCUCUUGAGUUUUCCGGAACACAUACCUGCUGACAGCUUGAUUUUAGCCUAGUUUGGACUUCUGAUCUUCAAAAUCGUAAAAUAAUAAAUUUGUGUCCUUUAAGCCAUUUGAUUGAUAGUAAUUGGUUACCACAGUAAUGGAAGACUAGUAUACUUGGCUUUAAAGCCCCUGACGUAGAAAAAAACUUAACUGUUUUUGUACUUACAUGAAAUAAAUGCAGUGACUCAGCUAGUCCUUUAUGUAUAGUAGAAAACUGGUUAAUUUUAGCUUUAACAACACAGGUUUUUUCCUACUUCAUCCAUGAAAUUAUGUGGAGGAGACAUACAUACGUUUAACAGUGGGCAAUAUGAGAAUCUAUGAAGACUGGACAACAUUGGAAAAACUAGGUCUUACUGUGAAGUAUUUCAGAGACUAUCAUUAUGUAGCAUGUCAGGCCAGGAAAAGGAAUAUACUUAACUGGAAAUAAACUGGAAAGAAAGAAAAUUUAAACUAGCUAUUGCUAAAUAUUAACAUUUUUUUAGUCAAUGUCACAGCUGAUGAAUUUUCUUCAAGUGAUGUGGAUUCAUUGAUUCAUUCACUAGCAAAAUGAUUAUGCUUCAUGUUACAUGAUAAUUGCCCCCAAAGAUAAUAAAGAAGAAUCAGGAUAAAACCACCAUAAAUAAAUGAAAAGAAAAAGGCAAAUGUAUUUUAAGGUCUUAGUGGUUGGGGUAUAAUAGGUGGUUAGUAAAUGUUUAAAUAAAUAGAAGCUUUCUCUUCCCAAAUUUUCAUUGAGUAUUCUUUUCUUGCCCUGUCUCCUCCCAAAACGUUCAAAACAAUAGGAAUUUAAAAAUGUAUCAACCAGAACAUUAUUCAGUUGUGUGUGGUAGAGUGUCUAACAGAUGAGUCAGAAUCAAAUUCUUUGAAAACCAUGAACUGCAUUUUUUAGAAGAGAUAAAAUAUUGAUGACGGAUUUAAGGCAUCUUAGUUUUUAAAGAUUGAAACAGAUCUGGCAGUUGAGUUGACUCUAGUUUGUAGUAUUGGCCAUUUUGAGUCAUCAUCUCUUAGGACCAUAUCAGACCCAUUAUUUCUCCUGGACUGGCUUUUCAUUCAUGUCAUGGCAGAAUAAUGUUCAGGCCCUGCCUACUCAGAGUGGGCGGACGAUGAACAGGAUCAGCUUUGCUGGGAGCCUGUUAAAAAUGUGGCAUUUCCACCUCCACCCCAGAGCUCUGAAUCAAGAGUCUGCAUUUUAAUAAGAUCAUCAGGUGAUUUCUAUGCACAUUCAAAGUUGAUAAAUGCUGCUCUAAGCCACAUUGUUUUUGUUUUUUAAUUUACGUGGAUUAAGUAUAGGAGUCUGUAGAGCAGUCUUAAUAUACUAAUUCUGCCUAUUUUCUUUGUUGUUUUUGUUUUGUUUUGUUUUGAGACAGAGUUUCACUCUGGAGUGCAGUGGCAUGAUCUUGGCUCACUUCAACCUCUGCCUCCCAGGUUCAAGAAAUUCUCCUGCCUCAGCCUCCCAAGUAGCUGGGAUUACAGGGGCCUGCCACCACACCUGGCUAAUUUUUGUAUUUUUACUAGAGACAGGGUUUUACUAUGUUGGCUAGGCUGGUCUCAAACUCCUGAUCUCAACCUCCCAAAGUGUUGGGAUUACGGGAGUGAGCCACUAUACCUGGCCUGAAUUCUGCCUAUUUUCAAAACAUAUUGCAGACUGGCUUUCACUGUGAUAUAACAAAAAAAAUAAAAUAAAAUAAAAAAUUAUAAUUAGAAAAUAAAGAGAAAGACAAUGUUUCAGGUACCAGAGAUGGGUUAGUUACUGCUAUUGAGAAACAAAUUUGAAUACUCUUCAGGGCAACUAAGGUGAAAAACAAUACACAUUUGAUUACAUUGCCCCUAUAUUGGAAUAAAGGAAGUAUAACAGUUUAUCGGGAAAAAUACAGUUCUUGCCAGGCACUGACUUUUCAAGGUAAUUUAUCACUCAGAAAUUUAUUUAAAGAACAUUAAGGGUAGGUAUGGUGGCUCACACCUUUAAUCCUAGCCACAUGGUGGGAGACCAUGGCAAGAGGCUUGCUUAAGCCCAGGAGUUUGAGACCAGCCUGGGCAACAUAGCAAGACUCCCACUACAAAAAAUUAGUUGAGGGUGGUGGCAUGUGCCUAUAGUCCCAGCUGUGUCGGGGGGCUGUGGCAGGAGGAUGACUUGAGCCCAGGAGUUUGAGUUUUCAGUGAGAUAUGAUGGUGCCUCUGCACUCCAGCAUAAGUGGCAGAAUCAGAUCCUAUCGGUAAAUAAAUAUAAAAAAGAACCUUUAUUAGCAUAGUGGAUAAUGCCUUUUGUUGAUUUUUAGCAUAAUAUAACGAAAUAUUCUUAUGGUUAAUGUUUCUUAUUUGAUGGUUUUAUGAAGGCCAAAGGCAUGGUCUUAUAUUUUGGCUAGAGUGAAAGCAUUUUUGUACAAGUUUAAGGUAAUAUAAUCUAGGUACUUUGUUUGUUAUCUAAAUCUGUAUUGCAAAAGAAUUUCAGAAAACCACAGAGAGAGCAGGAUAAAUAAAGUCUUAGAUGUGAAAAAGCUUGGGGUGCUCAAAUAACAGGAAAUUAUCAAGUGUACCUGGAGGAUACUAUUUUUGCUUUUAGACAUGCUGAGAAUCUUUGACAUUUAAAAAAUGUUAAAGAGGGAAAACAAGCUGCCUAAGUAUACCACAUUUUGAAUUCGAAUUAGUCUUAUAUUUAUUUACAUGCUUAUCAUAAAAUAUAUUCUUGACUCUAUUUCAUGACUUAGUUUUAACUAGGAAAUAAAAUAUUUUGAGAAGAGAUUCUGCAUGUUAUUAUAUAACUGUGGUACUUAGUUUUGCCAGUCAAAACCACACAGUGCCACAUGAAGGUCAGUAGUUUAUUGAGUAAUCAGGGAACAAAAUUAGGUGGGCUUUUUCUGUGUUUUGUUUCCUUGGAGUUUUGGAUAUUAUACAGAGAAUGUGAAAUUGCUAAUUUUUUCUUCAGGAGACUCAGACUUGACCCUAAAGUAUGCACAUAAACUUGAAGGAUCAAAUAAUAUUUUUUUCCUAACCUGGAGAGAGAAUUGUGAGAAUAAUGCUUUGCAUAGACUCUUCUUCACCUUCUUUGCAUGUUUUUUUUGGAUCAGGCAUAAAAUAGGAGCCUGGUUUUGUUAGAGUGGGGGAAAUAGUUGAUGAUAUAGUCACCCAUUCCCUCUUAGUUGCAAAUGGUAUUGAAAUUACAGAAAGUCAUCUGACCAUAGUUGAGGUCACUUCUUUUCCCAUUCCUGCCAUUCCCCCAUGUCUGGUGUAACAUUUAGCAAAAUUGUUAACUGCUCUUGAGGGUUUUCAUUUGUUUCUCUGUGUUCCUCUGAAAUGUCACAUGUUUCUGUGGAAGCGUGAACAAUAGUACAAUUUUCCACAUUGAAUCAGAUGUUCAUGUGAUCCAAGCAUGCUUGGAAAAAUCUUACUGCUUAGGAUUCCAUACAACAUAGCUUUCUUAUGCAGUCUGUAGCUAGACAGUUAAAGGGCCCGUGUCUCACCUGUAGGUAGUCCUUCUGAGUGCAGUGAUACCAGAGCUUCUCUUUGAAAGUGAGACACCCCUUGAUCAGAUUCAUUGUGGAAUUGAACAAGAUAUGAGAUCGAAGCAUGGAAUUCUGAAAAGUCAGACAAUGCACUAGCCCAUUCACACUGACUUAUAUUUAGGUCUGUCGGGGUUUUGAAAUUAAUUUUUUUUAUUAAUUUCAAAAGUGACACAUACUUAUUGUAGAAAAUCUGUACAACUACAGGCAACAAUAGAAAUACAGGGAAGAAAAUAGAGUCCGUCUUAAUUCUCCCUAAUUUUCCUUGCAUCUUAGUGUUUCAGUGCUUCAAGAUGGUAUUUAUUUGGGAACUUUAUGUACAUACAGAAACGUAAUAGAAAGUCAGAUUACCGUGUAUAUGUGUAUGUGUGUUUGUACAUAUGUAGUCAGAUAUUAAAAAAUCAUAUUCUUUAAAACUUAUUUUCAAAUUACAGAUAUCAUUCAGAGAUACCAGUAUUAGUAUUUUGGUAUUUUUCUUUUCAGUCAUAUAUAUACUUCUGUUAAAAAAAAAAUUCAACAUAAACAUGGUUUUUAUAAAUUUUUUAUCCAUGUAUCCAUGUACACUAAAAUUUAUUCCUUUUUUUUUUUUUGAGAUGGAGUCUCAUUCUGUUGUCCAGGAUGGAGUUCAGUGGCGCUAUCUUGUCUCACUGUAACUUCCACCUCCCAGGUUCAAGUGAUUAUUCUGCCUCAGCCUCCCAAGUAGCUGGGAAUACAGGUGCAUGCCACCACUCCUGGCUAUGUUUUUUUUUUUUUUAAUUUUAAGUACAGAUGGGGUUUUGUCAUUUUGCCCAGGCAGGACUCGAAUUCCUGGGCUCAAAGGAUUCACCCGCCUUGGUAUCCCAAGGUAUUGAGAUUGCAGGCAUGAGCCACCAUGCCCGGCCAAUUUUUUCUUUUUGGUAUACUGUUCUGUAAGUUUUGAUAGAUGCAUAGAAUGGUGUAAAUACCACCACAGUCACCUAAAAGCAUUCCUUUGUCUUCCCUAUUUAUGCUAGAACCCUCCCCUGAAUCUUAUCAACCAUAGAUUUGUUCUCCAUUCAUAUACUUUUGUAUUUCCUAGAAAAAUAUAUAAAGCAUACAGUAUGUCUUUCAGUCUGGCUUUUCAUUUAGCAGAAAGCAAUUCAGAGUUACCUAUGUUGUUGUGUGUAUCAGUAAUUUAUUCCAUUUUACCAGUGAGUAGUGUUCCAUGGUAUUGAUGUACCAGUUUUAUUUAUCUGUUCACAAGUUCAAGUACAUUAGAGGCUUUUUUCAGUUUGGGGUGAUUAUGAGAAAAGCUGCUAUAAAGAUUUGGAUACACGUUUUUGUAUCAACAUCAGUUUUCAUUUUUUACUGGGCAUAUGCCUAGGAGUGGGACUGCUUGGUCAUAUGGGAGGUAUAUGUUUUACUGUAUAAGAGACCCCCACAGUUUCCUCGAGUGGAUGUACCAUGUUGCAUUACCAACAGCCAUGUGUGGGAGCUCCACAGAUGGGAACUCACAUUGUGACCUUAGAGAGUGGUGUCAAUUUUUCUUUUAUUUCAGCUAUUCUAAUAGGUGUGUAGCAGUAUCUCAUUGUGGUUUUUGCGUUCCCCUCAUGACUAAAGAUGUUAAGUAUCUUUUCCUGUGCCUUUUAAUAAUAUAUUUAUGUUCUUUGUGAAGUUUGCACAUUUAAAAAAUACUGGGUUGUUUUAUUAUUCUUAAGCUUUGACAGGUUUUAUGUAUGCCAGAUAAAAGCUCUUUGGCAAAUAUGUGAUUUGCAAAUGUUUUCUCCCUGUGUUUAGUUUAUUUUGUUGGUAGUGUCUUUUACAGAGCAAAAGUUCAUUUUGAUGAUACCAAAUUUACCAUUUUUAUUCUUUUUAUGGAACCUCCUAGAAAUUUUAUAGAUUUAGGUUUUAUGUUUUUGUCGAUAAUCCUUUUUUUUUUUUUGGUAUAUGUUGUGUAAUUUUCUCUGCACCAUGUCCUGAAAGAUUGUCAUUUUGCCAUUGAAUUACCUUUGCACCUUUGACAGAAAUCAAUUGACUACAUUUGUGUGUCCGUUUCUGGAUCCUUUUCAGCUCCACUGAUGUGUGUGUCUCUUCACAGGUACCACACUCUGUUGAUUGCAGCUUUAUAGUAAGUCUUUAAAGUAGGUAGUGAGAAUCAUCCAACUUUGUUCUCUCUCAAAAUUUGUUUAUGCUAUUCUAAUUACUUUUCCUUUCUGUUUAAAUGUAGGAUAAUCUUGUUAAUAUCUACAGAUAAUUUUACUUGGAGUUUUGAGUAGGAUUUCAUUGACUCUAUAACAGCAAUUUGGGGAAAGUUGAACAUCUUAACAGUAUUUACUUUUCCAACUCAUGAUGAACAUGACAUAUCUCUUCAUUUAUUUAGAUUUUUUAUUUCUUUCAUUGGUGUUUUGUAGUUUUCAGACAUAGUUUGUGCUUGCAUUUUGUUAGGUUUAUAUCUAUUUUAUUUUUGAUUAUUGUGAAUGGUACUUCUAAAAUUUAUUUAAUUUUUUUUCAUUUUCUUCAUCCAUUUUGUGUUGCUAUCACAGAAUAUCACAGACUGGGUAAUUUAUUAAGAAGAGAAACUUAUGUCUUACAGUUCUGGAGGCUUAGAAGUACAAAAGCAUGGUGCUGGUAUCUGGUGAGGGCCUUCUUGUUGCACCAUACCAUGGCAGAAGGCAUCACAGGGCAAGAGUAGCAUGUGAGAGAGAGCCAAAUUAGCUUUUCUGACAGACCCACUCUUGUGAUAACUAACUCUUUCCUAUGAUAAUCUAUUAAUCUGUGAACACGUUAAUCCGUUAAUAGCAAAACCCUCAUGACUCAAUCACCGCUUAAAAUGCCCUACUCCUUAGUACUGUUACAUUGGGGAUUAAGCUUCCACAUGAGUUUUAGAGACAACAACCAUUAAAUGGCAUCAACCUUUUUAUAUUUAAUUGACAUUUUAAUUGAGAUAAUUGUAGAUUCACUUCAGUUGUAAGAAAUACAGAGAAAUACUGUGUAGGCUUUACCUACUUUCUCCCAGUGGUUACAUCUUGCAAAACUGUAUUAUAAUAUCAAAACCAAGAUAUUGAUAUUGAAAGAGUAAAGAUAGAAAACCUUUCCAUUAUCACAAAGAUACCUCAUGUAGCCUUCUAUGACCACAACUACCUUCUCCUUUUGCCCCAUCCCUAACCUCUGGUAGCCAUUAAUUUGUUCUUUCCAUGAUUUUUGUCAUUUCAAGAAUAUUAUGUAUCCAUAACCAUACAUAUGUGACUUCUGGGGAUUGCUAUUUUAAAAAAUCAGAAUAAUUCCCUAGAGAGUCACCCAAAGUGUCACAUGUAUAAGUAGUUUGUUCCUUUUCAUUGCUGGUAGUAUUUGUUUGUAUGCAUACACCACAGUUUAGCCAUUUAUCCAUUAAGGGAUAUUUGGAUUGUUUUUAUGUCUUGUUUGGACAAAUGUCUAUUCAAGUCCUUUGCCUGUUUUUAAUUGGAUCAUUUGUCUUUCUAUGACUGAGUUGUAUCAGUUCUUUAUAAAUUUUAGAUAUUAAACCCUUAUCAAAUAUUGGUAUGCAAAUAUUUUUUACCAAUUUGUAGGUUGCCGUUUCAUUUUAUUGUUUGCUACUUUUGCUGUGCAAAAGACUUCAUUUGAUGUAGUCUUAUUUAUUUGCUUUUGCUUUUGUGGCCUGAGCUUUUGGUAUGGUAUCUAAAUAAAUAAAUAAAUAACUGCCAAGACCAUUUUCUGGGACUAUUCCCCUGUAUUCUAGGAGUUUUAUAGUUUCUGGCAUUACAUUUAUGUUGAUUUUACAUUUUGUGUAGAAUUUUGUGUAUGAUGUAAGAAAAGAGUCUAAUUUUAUUCAUUUGCCUGUGAAAAUAUAGUUUUUCCAGCACCAUUUAUUGAAAAGAUUAUUCUUUCCUCCUUGUGUUCUUUUGGUGGCUUGGUCAAAAAUUAGCAAAUUAUAUAUCUUUGAAUUUAUUUCUGAGCUCUUGAUUCUGUUGCACUGGUCCAUGUGUCUGUUUUUAUGCCAGCACCAUACUGUUUUGAUUACCAUAGCUUUGUAGUGUAAUUUAAAAUCAUGAUGUCUGAUGAUUUUUGACUCAAACCAGGCUUGCAUUUGUGGGGUGAAUGCUACUUAGUUAUGUUGCACUGUUCAUUUUAGAUAUUGCUAGAUUUAAUUUGCUAAUAUUUUGCUGAGAUCUUCUUCUGCUUUUCUGUUCACGAGGAAUAUUUGUCAAUUGUGUGUUUUUCUUUUCUUGUUUUUGGCUUUGAUAUUAGGGUAUGUUGACCUCAUUCCUCUUAAGUGUUCUGGAAGAGAUUAAGCAAAAUUAAUGUUACUUCUUUCCAGAAUGUUUGGGAGAAUUUACCAGUGAAAACCACUGGGCUUGGAAUUUUCUUUAUUGAAAAGUUUUAUCCACAAAUUCUAUUUGUUUGAUUUCAAAAUGUAGGACUAUUAAUGUCAUUUUUUAAAACUGAGAUUUGAUAUCUUUCAAAGAAUUGGUCAAUUUUGUCUUUCAGUAUUUCCUUUUCUUUCUCUUACUGUCUGUAGUGAUAACCAUACUUCAUUGCUGACAUGGGUUAUUUGUGCCUUAUCUCCUUUCUUUUCACCAGUCUGGGUAGGGGGUUACACAAAUUUGUAUUGAUUUGAUUCAAAGAUCAGUUUUUAUUUUUAUCCAUCUAUUGUUAUUGUUCUCAAUUUCAUUGAUUUCUCUUUUCCUUUUUUUCUCUUUUGCCUCAAAAAGUGACAUUUAUUUAAAGAAAAAAAAUGACAAGAUGUCCAUCCCUUGGCUCUCUUUUCUACCCUCUCCUGCUGCUCCUCAGCCCCCACCCCAAGACUGAACUCCGGAUGGGGCUAGGUGGCAUGAUAGCCCCUCAGAUGAGGGCAGCAACAUUGAGGGUCAUUUCAUGAGUGGAGGUGUUGUAAAAGGUCUCUAUAUCUUGAAGAGUCCUCUUGUCUUCUUCUGUAACCAUGUCAAUAGCUACAUUCUUACAGCCAAACCAUCCACCUUGACCGGUUCUUUGGAUAUAGUUUUCCCUGUUGGUGGGAAGGUCAUAGUUGAUGACUAAAGAAACCUGCUGCACAUAAAUGCCUCUGGCCUAUGUCAGGAAAGACAACUCUUUAGCAUGUGCACAAGAAUCUAUCCCGAAGGGAUGACACAUGGGUAUCCAUGUAGGGAGCCAAGGAAGGAAGAGGAAAUAAGCAUCCCUGUUCCCCAAAGACCUUAGGCAUGCCAGAUUCUAUUCCAAGUUGCUACUUUCCUGAAAGGGGCACUGGAUGUCCCCUUGGAGAGGGAAUCACCUUGGAUUUAUUUAUUUAUGUAUUUAUUUGAGAAAAGGUCUCACUCUGUCAUCCAGGCUGGAAUGCAGCUCACUGCAGCCUCAACUUCUCAGGUUUAGGUGAUGCUCUCAGCUCAGCCCCUCAAGUAGCAGGGACUACGGGCAUAAACCACCAUGCCCAGAUAAUUUAAAUAUAUAUUUUUUGGUAGAGACGGGGUUCUGCCCUGUUGCCCAGGCUGGUCUUAUACUCCUGGCCUCGAGCAAUCCACCCCACUGAGCCUCCGAAAGUGCUAGGACCACAGGCAUAAACCACUGUGCUAGGCUGAUUUCUGUUUUUAACCUUGAUUAUUUUCUUCCUUCUGUUUGUUUUGGGUUUGUUUUGCUCUUCUUUAACUAAGUUCUUAAUAGGGGAGCUUACAUGAUUAAUUUGAACCCUUUAUUCUUUCCUAUGUGAGCAUUUGAUACUAAAAUUUUUCCCCUAAGCACUGCUUUAAUUAUAACUCAUGUUUCAAUAUAUCUUAUUUUCAUUUUCAUUCAAUUAAAGAUAUUUUUAAAAAUUCCCUUUGAUUGUAUUUUACAGUGGGUUGUACAUUGUUU
Messenger RNA from Callithrix jacchus (white-tufted-ear marmoset), 11568 nucleotides. RefSeq names its product androgen induced 1 (gene AIG1). Gene Ontology annotation, cellular component: endomembrane system; membrane. The record is from RefSeq and is a predicted model, not a curated record. Lineage: Eukaryota; Metazoa; Chordata; Mammalia; Primates; Cebidae.